AUGGCCACCUUGAUCGUGUCGGGCGUGACGUCUUCUGGCGUCCCGAUCGUCACCGGAUCCAUCAUCAGCCACGGCACGUCGACCGCCCGUGUGCAUCACGUCAACUCCAGCAGCAAGUUCGAGGCGGAAUCCUGGGACGGCGAACACGCCGACCACGACUUUGCAGAUGAUCAUCACCACGCCGCGCACCACGAAUCCGUCCUGGCCGUCCCCGAAUCUCACAGUCCUCACAAGAAGAUGUUCGAGACGGCGGAGGAGCACGACGACGAGGCUCCGCCCAUCGCAAGCAGCGCGCAGUUCGAGCGCAAUCGCAGUGCUUCCCUGGCCGCCGCCCUGUUGGAGCUCGACCCGCGAGGCGUUCCCCUCGUCCAGUUCUUCAAGCUCGCCACUGAGCAACCUUUCCUGGAAGCCGAGGAGGACGACGACACGGAGGAGCAUCACCACGUCGUCGAGCCCAGCGAUUCUGAACUCGUCGUCACGCAGCUGCUCUUCACGCUCAAGCAGCUCAAGAUGACGGCGCCCAAUAAGCAUGCCGACGCGAUCAACCGCCUCCGGGAGCUGGAGGAGGAGUUGAGAGCCGCCGGAGCGGUAACGCCGGCCGACCCGGCCAUCUCGGAAGCCGUCGCCAGGGCUCUGGCCGUCGCUGGAGCUGGACGAGAUGUCCAGAUCCGCGUCAAUCAGAGCAAGCACACGACGACGACCAAGACCGUCUACGAGACCGAGACUCCUGGCAUGGUCGGCGUCGACACUGAUAAAAUCCGAGACCUUCAUCAGCAGAUCCUGUCUUCCAUUUGUGAGAAUUAAAAAUGAAUACUUGAAAAAUGAGUCCUUUAUCCGCCAUAAAAUACAAUCGAAACUUUAUGCUUCUUCAAUUUUUCAGGGUUUUUGAAUUUUCUUCGGAAACUUAUCAAUACUAACUCCUUGGAAAGUUCAAUUUAUUGUUCGGAAUUUUGGAGAUUUCCUAAAUUUUUCAUUGAAAAUCACCCAUCGUUUCAAAAAAAAAAAUUCCGACCUACUUAUCAAGUUUUUUAAAGCUUCUUAUCAAACUUAUCACUGUAAAACUUUAAAUUAGCUUUUUCUCACUGUAAAAUUUGACCUUUUUGCUCAAAAAUGGUGAAAAUUUUAUAUUUUCCGAAAUUUAUCCUUUGAAACUCACUCCCCAACGCUAGAAUAGCUGCUCCCACUGUAAAAAAAUCCAAGCUUUUUCUCUGAAAAUUCUCAAUUUUCCCAUUUUCAGCGAGCGGCGCCACCGAUGGGGCUCCCGAUUCUGGUGAGUUUCUUCAUUUUUUGUUGAAUAGAAACCUACUUUCACACCAAAACAAAAAAAAAAAUGGUGGGGGGAUUUCUCGGGGCCAUUGCCAAUCGAUUCGAGACUCUUUACAACGGCUGGAGGCCUCUCCGGCGGCCGACAAAAGCCAGCUUUUGCUCUCGAUCGACCCCCGAGAACGCCUUUCAGAAUCGCAAACAGAUCUUUACAAGAAAUAAAGGAAAAAAAGAGUAGAAUUUAUUCUUUACUUAUUCCAAAAUUGAGUUUAUCAAAAUUUUACCGCUUUUUAAACCUUUUCCUGUGUCUUGAAACAUGAAAUUGAUGGAAAAUGCUGAGUUCUUCGGUUAAAUUCUAACCUAUUUUCUGAAAAAAACAAGGUUUUUUUCUUGAACUUUUUAGUGUCUCAAAACAAAAAAAAUGAACAGUAUAUACUGCAAAAAUCAGUUUAAAGUCUUUAAAAAAAGUUAAAUUCCGGCCUAUUUUUAAGGGAAUUUAGCUUACCGAAGAAUUUUUGAUAAUUCUGACCCUUCGAACCGAAAAAAACCCGUUUUCCAUUCAUUUUUUGAGUUAGAAGAUGGAAAAUAGAAACUUUAAAAUUUAAAAUUUUCUUCAGGCGAUUUAUCUAAGAUUCACGUAGUUAAUUUGAAUGGAUGAAUUGAAAAAAUUGAGAGAUUUACUGAAAAUUUAGGGUUUUUAGGACAGAUGAAGCUAUAAAUUCCAGCCGAUGCUUCAAAAAAAAAAAUCAUUUUACAUGAAUUCAUAAAGUAGCCAUAAAAUUGUUAGGAAAGGGUAGGAAAGCCCAAAAAAUCGAUAUUCGUACUUGCAUAUUGCAUCAAAAAUAUUACUUGAACCUUUCAAUAACUAUUUUUGAAAAUUCGAAAUUUUACACGCUUUUUCCUCUUGGUAGACUAUUUUUCAAGGCUGUAAAUCUAAUUUCCCUUUAGGGGUCACUAGAAAAAGUACCUUAAUCACUUUCUUUUGAAGGCACAACUCAGAAGAAGGAGACGGCCGAGGAGGGCUUCACCAACGAAGACGGAUCCGUCGUCGUCUCGAAGAAAAUGACCCGCGUCGUCACCACGACUCGUACCACCAUCCCAGGUAAAUAAUCAUACCUUUAAAAUGAUUCUCAUUUUUAUUUUCAACUUUAGUAUUCAUAACUUUCAUUUUUCCCAGACAAGAGCAUGAAAAUUUCUUUUUUGUUAAGUUUCAGGUAAAUUUUAGGCCAAAUUAGGGGUCUCUGCUUAUCAUAGUCUAUUCUUUCAAGCUUGUCCGAUUUUCGCUCUAAAACUGGCUUAAAAAAGCGUUGCAGUCAAUAUUAUUUGGUUCGUUAGGGCGCACUUGAACCCUUCAAAGGCGAUUUUUUAUUACUCGAUUAUUUUUCUGAUGAAUUUUCGCGGUCAAAGUCGUAUUUUAAAAAAGAAAAAUUGUAUUGAUUUAAGCUAAACUUGUUGUAUUGUGCAAAAAAUCCUCUUGAAAGAAAGCUUGAUUCAAAUUUAUUGCUCUCCGGACCUAAAUCGAAAGAGAAAAAAUCUGUUUUCCGUUGCCCCUUGGCACAUCUGUUCGAUUGUUUACCUCAAGAAAAAGCGGAAAAAAAGAAGGAAAAACUCAAAUUUUUCGUGAUUUUUUUCAAAACUUCAUGACCUCAAAAACCACAAAACUCUUGGUGAAAAGCUUCAAAAACCCUUUUUCUUUGAGAGAUGGAAACUAGUUGAAAAAUGCCAGCUUUUCCUAUUUUUAAGUUGGAAAAAUAGUCUAUUUAACUUAUUUCUAGGCCUUCAGAUUUCAAUUUUCAAACAAUAUUCCGAAAAAUGCUCAUUUUUACACUUCACUUUAUUUGUUGGACGUCGACCGCUUCGAAUUUUUCCAAAAAGAAACAAAAAUUUGCCUUCGAACCUUGAAAAAAUACAAAAACUCAUGCCGUGUUCAAAGUGAUUCCGCGAAAUUCAAAAUAGCCGUCAGAGAAAGAGAAAGAUAACUAAAUUUUGGAGGGUCAGAGACCAUUUUGCAUUUCGCGGAAAUUACUUUGAACACGGCAUCAGAGAAAAUUUGAGAAAAAAUCUGAAAAUUAGAGGGUUCUUAUAAAAUUUUCAGAUACUUUCCUUAUAUAUACGUUCUAAAAACGAUCCUUUUUAACGAUUUUUCAAAAUUAAUUCUCAAUUUUUUUCAGGAGAAGAGCCGUCGGCACCUGGUGAGUAACCGUGGCAGCGUGACUCCGCCUCGACCAAAAAAAUUCGCAACAAAAUUCUCCCUCGAUUUAUUAUAAUUUUACAUUUACUUAUAUAUUUUUCUUGCUACUUGAACAUAUAAAAUGAAAAAUGUAUAUCGUUGAAAGAUUGAAAAAAAUAAAAAAACGGCACGGAUUAAAUUUUCUUGCACAUAUUAGUUUUCUCUUUGUGUUGUCCGCUUUAGUUGUUUCUGUUCUUUUUUUUUUGGUUUGCAAGAAAUCUUCAAUUUUCUACCUGGAGGUGCACGAAAAACGAGAAAAUGCGACGUUUGGAGACGCUCUACACACACAGAAUAUGUACACCGCCGAUCAAUGAAUAAAGUUAUUUGAUUGGAAAAAAAAAUAUUCGUCGUUUCGUGUUGGUUUUUCGUUGUGAAAGUGGUUUUCUGAAGCAAAAAGAAUAGUUCAUUCAUCGUUACUUAUAGAGGAAAAUUUGUACCAUUUAAAAAAAAUAGAUAUUCAAGUUUGACCAUGAAAAUUUAUGCAUUAUGAGUCAUUGGAGAGAGAAGUUAGAGACCGAAACAACUGAAGAGAUAUUAGAGAAGCAAAGUUUCUCAAAGCUAGCGAUGAAUGAAAUUUUAUUCAAAAAAAAAGAUUCUUCCUCUUUUUUCUGAUUUUUUUUCUGGGACGGGUGCAUGUUCAUUUUCAGUUUGAUUCUUGAACCAAAAAAUAUUUCUUGAAGAUUUUUUCUCUGGAAAAAAUUCAAUGAGUAAGGUUGAAAAAAACAAGUAAAGUGACCUAAAAAAAUCAUUUUAUAAGUCCGAUUUUUCGAGUAUUUACCAAUUUUUUUAUCAUAAGUAUUUUCGAAAAAAAAAUUUUUUUAAGGCUCGACAAUUUUUUUCGAUGUCACCAAAAAGAAAAAAAUUCCAUCUUUUUCAUUCAGAAAUAUUUACGGAAAAAAAUUUUUUUCGAAGAUUUAAUUAUUUCAUAUUUAUAUCCUUUAAAUUUAUCGAAAGCAAUUUUUUUGAAUGAAUUCGUUCAAAAUUUGAAAAACGCUGAUUUUUUUCAGUUUUUCCCGCUCAAUUUUUGACUUUCAAGAUGAAAAAAAUAAAUUAUUUAAAAAUCAUUCUGUGAAAAAUAAAAAAACCUGCUUGCAAGCUUUUUCUCUGUGUUGUCUGCACCCUCACUUCUCAUAAAAUCUCUCAACGAUAUACAUUUUUUUCACCAAAAUCGAGUGAGAAUUUUCGAAAAAUCCUUCUGUGGUUUUUAAAGGAACUUACAAGGAUUUUUUGCAUAAAAACGGGAAAAACGAAGCUUGGUUCCUUCAAACAACUACAGAACGGAAUUUUGAGCAUGAAAUCUGAUGAAAUCCAAAAACCAAGCCAAUUGCAGAGUCACCGACGGAAUCGUUGGGCUCGGUGAAGGAGCGGAUCGCCAAGUUCGAGAAGCUGCAGAAGAACGAGCCGAAGGCGUCGGAAUCUUCCGGCUCUCCGGACCGACUUUCCGUCGACAUCGUCAUCACUCCGCACACUCCAGUUCCGCCGGAGGUUGACGACGACGACGACUUCCAAGCCCAAGAGCCUCUUCCUGCUACCGAAGAGUCCAGUUCCCAUGCCGAGCUGAAGCAGUCACCGCCGUCGUCCGUCGGCUACAACGAGGUCGAGGAGCAGCGCUACAUCUCCGAGCUCGUGAGUUCUGAAACGACACGACACGACGACGUUCCGACUCCAGCGACGAGAAAGUCCAUUCCUUUUGAGUACAUCUCUGAGACGACGUAUAGCCAUAGUAGGCCGGGUAGAGAUGUUGGGGAAGGCGAGGGAGAAGAACGACAUGAAGACGUGACUACUGAAACUACGGAACGACAUAGUCCAGAGGUUGAGCAGGAUCUCCCUCACAGACUCACUCCCGAAGAACGACAAACUGGUAGCCAUUCUUCUGAGCAUGAGUUGUCUGAACGACUUGAAGGCGUUUCUGAACACGACUACGCUGAAAAACAUGAAGAUCGACGUCAAAGCCAUGUCUCCCAGCAAGGCUUUUCAGAACUACAUAGUCCAGAGGUUGAGCAGGAUCUCCCUCAAAGAAUAACUCCUGUAGAACGACAAACUGGUAGCCACGCUUCCGAGCAAGACUUCUCAGAACGCCCAGAAGUUGAUCACGACUACACUGGGCAAUCUGAAGAUCGACGUCAAAGUCAACCCUCUGAGCAAGGCUUCUCAGUUGAGCAUGAACUUUCUGAACGACACUCCGGAAGCCAUGCUCCUGAGCAAGACUUCUCAGAACGACCUGAUCACGUUCCUGAGCACGACUACUCUCAAAAAUCCACUCCAAAACGACGAGAAAGUCAUGCUAGUGACCUUGAAACUACAGCUUUUGACCAAAGACGACCGAGCGAUGAGCAUGAAACGACUUCCAGAAGGCUUAGCCAUGAAGACUAUCCAGAACGACUUGACGACGUGGUAA
Messenger RNA from Caenorhabditis auriculariae, 5891 nucleotides. Lineage: Eukaryota; Metazoa; Nematoda; Chromadorea; Rhabditida; Rhabditidae. The record is from the annotation of a GenBank genome assembly.